Messenger RNA from Diaporthe citri, 897 nucleotides. RefSeq lists its product as uncharacterized. Gene Ontology annotation, biological process: [2Fe-2S] cluster assembly; protein complex oligomerization. Gene Ontology annotation, molecular function: ATPase activator activity; protein-folding chaperone binding. Gene Ontology annotation, cellular component: mitochondrion. The record is from RefSeq and is a predicted model, not a curated record. Lineage: Eukaryota; Fungi; Ascomycota; Sordariomycetes; Diaporthales; Diaporthaceae. The transcript has a single exon. The coding region runs from base 1 to 897 and encodes 298 amino acids.
AUGCGAAGAUCUCUCACCUCGAAAAGCCGCAGCCUCUGCGCCAGCUGCUGCGCGCAGCAAAGGACAUGCGCGCCGCUGGCCACGGCAGCCACGAGGACGUACUCGACGACGAGGUCGACGCCACGAGUCCCACCGCACAAGCAGGCGAGGCAGCAGCAGCACCGCAGCGCACAGCACAGGUGGCUGUCCUCGCAGUCCCAACCCGAAGCCGCCGAGGAAGCCCAACAAGAACGAGACCAAAGCCAGCCGGCCGACAAGAACUGGGACCACACAAAGCGCCUGCCAUACUACGACCUCUUCCCCGAGUCCCUGCCCCAGGGCCCGCCGCCCCAGGGGCCCUUCGACAUCGACGUGCGCGCCCUCCGCCGCGAGUUCCUGCGCCUGCAGGCCGCGAGCCACCCGGACUACUUCCACUCCGCCUCGACUUCGUCCUCCUCCUCCGCACCCGACACAGACAACACCGCAGCAGCGAAGCGCCGCCGGCAGGCCGAGGCGACGUCGAGCCACAUCAACGCCGCCUACAAGACGCUGUCGCACCCGCUCCUGCGCGCGCAGUACAUCCUCGCCGAGCGGUACGGCGUCGACCUCGCGGGCGACGAGGCGGGCAGCCACAGCGCCGGCGCCGGCGGGGCGGCGGCCGACCCGGCCCUGCUGGCCGAGGUCCUGGAGGCGCGCGAGGCCGUCGACGAGGCCGAGUCUGAGUCCGACCUGGAGGGCCCGAUGGCCGAGAACGAGGAGCGGAUCGGCCGGUGUCUCGAGGGCCUGCGGCGGGCGUUCUCGGAGGGGGAUAUUGAUGGUGCCGUCGGGGAGGCGGUGAGGCUGAGGUAUUGGGAGAGCAUCAAGGAGGGGAUUAGGGGGUGGGAGAAGGGGGUUGGCGGGGGGCUUUUGCACCACUAG